UCGGCAUUGUGCUUCUCUUCGCCUUCCAGUACCAGCCACAUCCAUGUUCUGGCUAGUCCCUCCUGCCAACCCAUUCUAGCAUCAGCCUCUGGUUCGCCAAACCUAGAGCAUAAGUCGAAUAAAUUCAGCGGAAGGUUUACCAGCAGCAGCAAAAGCACUGAGGACACAAAUGCAGAUAGUGGUGCUGCUUUGACGGUUGCUAGUCGCUAUUCACAACCAAGCUAUGCCUCAGAUAUCGGUUCUCGUCAAAGCCGACAACGUCCUCCUGGAAUCCUGACACAUUCACCUCCUCCAACACACACUAGGCUACAGCCUCAAUUUCGCCACCAGUUUCAUUCUCAUCAACAAGCCCAGUACAAUAAUCACCCCAAGAAAUCGUCACACUACUCACUGACGUCCCAAUUUUCUCCAGAUUCUAAGCACUACCUGCCUCCAGCACAAAUCCGACACUUGUCUAACCAAAGUCAAUUGGAAAGUCCACAAGUUAAUUUCGACUCCACUUUCGACUUGCUGCUGCCACUUUCCGUUAGCCCCAAGGAUUCGCUGCAAAGUCAUCUGGCCAAACAGACGCAGCCAUUGUUCUCCGAUGUCUAA
Messenger RNA from Protopolystoma xenopodis, 594 nucleotides. The record is from the annotation of a GenBank genome assembly. NCBI's taxonomy places the organism in Eukaryota, Metazoa, Platyhelminthes, Monogenea, Polystomatidea, Polystomatidae.